GCGUUAUUACCCAGUUGCAUCGAAAAACACCUCUUCUUUGUUCCUCUGCGAUCCCUGGAUCUUUCUUUCGUUGUCUGCGACAGCUGAUUACCGCCGAACUCUCUGAGGUUUUCAUUUGAUUUCUUUUUAUCUGGGUGAAGAGUGACAAAGAAGGUAAUGGUUAAAGCGUACGCUCAAGAAUACGUUUACAAGCACCCGUGGGAGCGGGUAACUUCUGCAUCUUGGCGCAAGUUUGCUGAUCCUGAGAACAAGCGUACGUUAUCCCACAUACUUGAAGUUGACACAUUGAACCGAAAGCUUGAUCCUCAAUCUGGGAAGCUUUACACCACUCGAGCAAUCACCAUCCAUGCCCCAGGACCAUGGUUCAUUCGCAAAAUCAUUGGUCAAGAUAUCUGCCAUUGUGUUGAAUCAACGGUUGUGGAUGGUCAGUCUCGGUCAAUGCAACUUUCUACACGCAAUAUCAGUCUCCAGAAGUUCAUAGAAGUGGUGGAGAAGAUUCGAUAUGAUCCUCACCCAGAUAAUCCUGAUCGGUGGACUAUCUGCCGGCAGGAGACUAGCAUUCAGAUUAAGCCAUUAUCAGCACUGGCAUCAAUGGCAGAAAAGGUGGAGCAACGAUGUGCUGAAAAAUUUGUGCAGAACAGUGCUAAGGGUAGAGAGGUUAUGGAGAGGAUCUGCAAGUAUCUGGAAGCUGAAUCUGGUGGGAUUGCUCUCUAAAUCAAGUUCUGGCUCUUAGGGUUGUAAGCCCUUUCACAGUAUAAAAUAACAAAAGAAUUUAAGAGUGUCGCACCAUGGAGAGUCAGCCUUGAUCUUCCCUCUGGAUUUGGUUGAAAAUUUUGAUACCGCUUAAAUGUAACUUUGUGACUUUUUGUUCAGGUGCAUUUUCCAUUUCUCUUUUGGGAUUCAGAACUAUCUGGUGGUGUGUACUGGAAAAUAGGUUUAUGAUUAGUUAAUCUGUACUGUUUCAUACAGCAAAUGGACUUCAUUGGAAGCCUAGGGGCUGCCCUA
Molecule: messenger RNA, 1005 nt
Organism: Corylus avellana
Lineage: Eukaryota; Viridiplantae; Streptophyta; Magnoliopsida; Fagales; Betulaceae
Cellular component (GO): mitochondrial intermembrane space
Source: RefSeq, a predicted model, not a curated record